UCAAGCCUCAUUUUUUUUCAAAUUUCCCAGCCUCCUCUCGCCGGAAAAUCGGCCUUUUCACCUUCUCCUUCCAUUUUCCGGCCAUAACUUCCUCUCUCGACCUCCAAAUCACAAACCGCGAACGCCCCCACGCUCCUAGCGUCGAGGAGCACAUUCCCCAAAGAUUUGGGCUAGUUUGGCUGCGGUUGGGUCGCCGGCGGUGAGUUUUCUGGCGAGUCUCCGGUGUGUUUUCCGACGACUUUGGGUGCUUCUUUCCACUUUCUUCACCUCUCUCGUGGUCUCUUCUUGCGUCUCCAGGGGGCCUUGUCUUUUCCUAUAUUUUUGGAGAAUCGAUACCUAGAGUUAGGUGAAGAACUUCUGAUUGUGGAAUGAAUGGUUUGGGAAUAUUUUGGGUUUGGGGGAUGAUUGGGAUGAUUGCAUGUUGCAUUGUAUGCAGGCUAGUAUGGUUUUUGUGUGGUGGAUCGAUUGGUGCUUAUUUCAUACGGGUUUGGGUAUUCUUGUUUCACCGGGGGCCUAGUCCACUGUCCGAAUCGCUCGAUUUGAGGGUCCCCGGUGUAUUUUGCUGUGUAAAUCUCAUAUGAUGGGUAUGCUUGUUUCGCCGGGAGUCUAGUCCACUGUCCAUAUCUUUCGAUAUGAGGGCUCCCGGUGUGGGUUUGGCCUAACAUUGACCCCGUUUGCUUGUGUACACUUUGUCCUUCAUUGUGUUUUGCAGGAUCAUGGAGGUUUAUCUCGACCAGAUGAACAUCGUCCAGCACCAUAAGCUGCGGAACCUCCGUAACCGCAGCAUCGCCGAGCACUAUCACCUCGAUUGGGAGGUGUUCGAUGAGCUUCAUGCCAGGCCACAGAUGGAGGUCGUGGUCCGCCCCUAUGGUUGGCGGCGUCUUCUCACCCUCGCCGAGCCGACCUACAAGGAUCUAGUCUGGGAGUUCUACGCCACCUUCCGCCACAAUUCGAAGGGGAACUCCGACCAUGCUGAUGCAGUUCAGUUCACCCUCGGCGGGGUGGAGCACUCCCUCAGUUACUGGGAGUUCGCCAAUGCACUUCGUCUCAAUUCCUGGGCAGCAGGCGGGCCUCCUCUCCGCUUGGAUCUCUCUGAUCCCACAGACUUCGCUUCCCAGGCGUACUUUCAGAGCAUCUGCCUGCCGAACAGUGUGGAUGAAGAGUACGUGGCCAGCCAGACGCGGGCUGCUCUCCUUCGUCCGGAGUGGCGGAUCCUCAACCACUUGAUGUGCACUUCUUACACACCCAGCAAGGGCUCGUCCAACCGGGUCACACUCCGGACACUCUGGUUGAUGCAUGCGAUGGGACGUUCUGAUGACACCAUCCAGCUGGGUUCUGUGCUUGCCCGGACGUUCACUAAAGCCGCAAUCAGCACAACUCGCAGCCUUGUUUGUGGCCCGGUGAUCACCGCCUUGGCCCGCACCUAUGGGGUGGACUACACAGGGAUGACAUUGGUCCGCGGGCCAACCCCACUCGGCGAGGCUACUCUCCGCCACCAGCACUUGGUUGCUCGCCACGGGCGUGUGCGCUGGAUCGCGGGCCUUCCUCAGCCACCUAUACCUGCAGAGGGCGACCAGGCCGAGUCGAGCGCCGCUGGUGGGCGGCGAGUUCCCCAUCGCGUUCCCCGUCGUGACCAGGCUCCCGCGAGCCCCUCUUCUGCUCCCCGGUCUCCUUCUCCAGGGUCACCUCCUCCAGUGGUGGUGCCCAUCUCCGACCAGUUGGCGGCGAUCGCUCAGCAGAAUGAGCGCAUCCUGGCCGGCCAGGAGCGCAUCCACACCCGCCUUGAUCGUGAGCGGGACCGAGGGCGUCGUCUCAUGUCGGGGCAGCACUACAUCAUGUCCUACUUGGGCUUGGACCCGAACGCGGUCCACUACCCGUUCGUGCAGUCCCCAAGGUUUGAGGAUGAGUACCCUCCACCCACCGGCGAUGGUGGUGAUGCCUUCUAGAGCGGGUUUUGUGCUUUAUUUGUUUUUCAGACUAAGACUCCGUGUUUUGUGGUUUCGUUUUGUUUUUUUUUAUCGUGGAUUGUAUACUUGGUACUCUUAUUCCUAUCACUCAGUGUGUGUGUGUUUUUGUUGUCUCUAGCUCUGUGCCUCCUUCUUUUGACUGGUCCGCCAUCCAGUCAACUUUCCUGACCACUGUUUCACGGUAACAUCGUUCCCCUUCCUUCUGCUCCAUUGAGGACAUUAUCGCGUUUAAGUGUGGGGGGGUUCUUUGUAUGAAUUGGAACGUAUAUAUGUGUGCUUGGAGCCUAGUCCACUGUCCAAAUCUUGAGAUUUGAGGGCUCCAAGCACGGUUGUUUGCUUGAUGAUUGAUUGUAUUGGCACUGUGGAUGUGAUUAGUGAAUUGAAUGGCUUUUGACUUGAUACAUGACAACUUGAGUGUGAUGUAGACAACUUAUUGUGAUGACUGAGAUGUGCAGUAGAAUUGUGUAGGGGAUCAGUUUUUCAACUGUCUGCUCACCAAAUGUGACUUAGUUUGAUCACUUGCUUUUGACAGUCAUUUAUGCAUCUAGUUCAGGGAAUCAGAACUAGAGAUAGAGCAUAUAGGUAGCCAUGUGAGAUUUGAGCCUGCUCGUUUCUUUCUUGUGCGAUAGUUCCCUCUUCCAUGAUGUGCAGCAUUCACGUUGUCAUUAGCUAAGAUGAUGGAGGCAUAGGAUUAGCCCACGACCAAAUUGACUGUCCUGGUGUGUCAUACCCCUAGUCAGCCCCUUUGAGCCGUGUGUUUUUCUUUCUUUCGGUCUUCAAUGAAAAGUCACCCUUUUGCAUCUUUUAGAAGGUUCCACAGAGUGAUUUUUACAUGUUCUCUGCUGUUUCUGCUAAAUGUAAUGUGAGGGUUGGAGGUAGUGCUUAAAAGUUGGGCAGGUGUUUGAAAAUGUGCAGAGGCGGUGGUUCUCUUAUGAAAUGAAAAAUAAUGAAAGAA
Molecule: messenger RNA, 2922 nt
Organism: Linum trigynum
Lineage: Eukaryota; Viridiplantae; Streptophyta; Magnoliopsida; Malpighiales; Linaceae
Source: the annotation of a GenBank genome assembly